AAGUAACAUAACGUCACAACUGCGCAGCAGUGCGGUUGAUAUAUACGAGUGUUAUUGGGGUGUGUCGCUUUAGUCUGCAGUGAAACAGCUACCUAGAUAGGAAGCGCAUCUAAACUGCAGCAGCCAAUGCAUACCGCUCUAAGAGCAUGUUCUAGUUACAAAAAGUGUGUGCAAAUAAUUUUCGUGCCGGUGAAAGCUAGGGCAAUUUCUCACGCGACGAAAGUUGUAAUUGAAAGGUUAAUUUGAUCGCACUUUCAUUUGCUGGCUGAAUCUGAACCUUGCACUUUACAUAUACAUCGGUAUUUGUUUGUAUUUAUUAAUAGGUAUUUUAUUAUAGUCAUCGUGGUUAAGAUAAGUUCUUAACAGAAGUUUCCAACGGGUAUUGUUACGUGUUUCGCAUAGUUCCUUGUACCAAAGAUUUAACAGAAAUUAUUUUACGCAAUGAAAAGUUCCAGUACGGUGAAUCUAUUGGGGCAACGUACCAAUAGCGACUCUGCACUCAAGACCUUAGAACUAAAAUCGUUAACAAUAAAGAGCCCUUUGCAACACAUUCCAGGAGGAAUGAAGAUGGUGUGUGCGUCAGUGGUGGUGGCACUGUUCAUGCUACUGGCCUUGCAGUUCGGGGUUGAAUCUGGACUGUCCAAGGUCGAUGUUGAAGCGCUGAGGGUCCCGUUGGCCCUCCACAACAUUAUUGGCGACAUUGAAGCGGUCCAGAGGGCCCGGCGGGACGUGGGCGGGGUCCCGGCGGAGCUGCAGGAGAUAGACGAGGACGUGCUGCUGGGCUCGGUGAGCUUCGCGGAGGGCGUGGUGGCGCGCAUGUCGCGCCUCGAGGACAACCUGGCCAGCACGGACAUCCGCGUGCACGCGGGCACCCCAGCCCACGGCCAGCUCAUCGACUCCUACCCGCACAUCAAGGCCGUCCAGCAGGGCAAGGACUCGCUCGUCGUCACCAAGGCCUCUUUGUUCCUCGCCCAGAACACCUGCCAGAGGUUCGGGCACGACGACGACAAGUGUGGUGCCCUGGUGGCGUCCAUGAAGCUGAACGGCACCCGGCUGGGGGAGAAGUGCGCGGCGCACCACGGGCCGUUUGGGGCGUGCGAGCGCCCUUCCAAGUACCGCACCGUGGACGGCUCGUGCAACAACCCCUCGCAGCAGUCGUGGGGCAAGGCCCUCACCGGCUACCAGCGGCUCAUCUUCCCUCACUACGGCGAUGGCAUCCAGGAACCCAGGCGACCGGUGCACGGCAGAGCUCUGCCGUCUGCACGCAAGGUCAGCACGCUGGUCACCAAGGAAGGGAACGACUUGGAUGGCUCACGGACGCUGGCCGUCGUGCAGUGGGCACAGUUCGUGGAGCACGACCUGGUCUUCACGCCAGCCAGCAAGAUGGUGACGACUGGGGACUCUAUAAUGUGCUGCCGGCAAGACGGGAGCCACCUGCCCCCGCGGUACGUUCACCCGUCCUGCUACCCCAUCAGCAUCGCCAGCAGUGAUCCCUUCUACUCGCAGUUCCGGGUGCAGUGCAUGAACUACGUCCGCUCCGUGAGCGCCUUCCGCUCGGACUGCAGCUUCGGCCCCGUCGAGCAGUUGAACCAGGCGACCCACUUCCUGGAUGGCUCGAUGCUGUACGGCUCGACGACAGACGAGGCGCAGUCGCUGAGGACGCUGGUGAAGGGCAAGCUGCGCUCGCAGUUCCAGAACGGCCAGGCGUUCCUGCCGCUGUCCGACCGGCCGACGCAGUACUGCCAGCUGUCCGAGCCGGGAACAUGCUACAAGGCCGGGGACAUGCGCGUGAACAUGCACCCGGACCUGGUGGUGAUGCACACGGUGUGGCUGAGGGAGCACAACCGCGUGGCGGGAGUGCUGGCCGAGCUCAACCCUCACUGGGGCGACGAAACGCUGUACCAGGAGGCCAGGAGGGUGGUCGUGGCCGAGAUGCAGCACAUCACCUUCAAGGAGUGGCUGCCGAGCGUCGUGGGCGAGGAUUACGUUAAGAAGAUGGGGCUGCAGAUAAGCGGGAGCGAGUUCAGCGUGAAGUACGAUGAAAACAUUAACCCUACUGUUUCGAACAGUUUUGCCACGGCUGCCAUUCGGUUCCUCUACUCCAUGAUGGACGGCGAUCUGAAGCUGUACGAUGAAGGGCGUGAAGCAAACCAGACCAUGCCGCUCCUCUACCACUUCAACAAGCCACAAGUCGUGGAGGAGUCCAAAAACUUGGUGGCCCUGGUCCGAGGACUGGCCACUCAGAGCGCUCAGAAGAACGACCUGAAAUACGUCGAUGAUGUAAAGGACCUACUGUACAAAGACACUAGCAGCUAUGGCAUGGAUGUGGUCAGCUUGGACAUACAGAGGGGCCGAGACCACGGCAUUCCCGCGUACAACUACUUUCGCAAGCUGUGUGGCCUGCCGAAGGCCAAGAAGUUCAGCACGUUUGAAGAUGUCAUACCUCAGUCUACGGUGCAGAAGCUGUCUGCGGCGUACGCGCACCCCGACGACGUGGACCUGCUGGUGGGCGGGAUGGCGGAGCGCCCCGCCGGGGGCGGCCUGCUGGGCCCCACGCUCCGCUGCGUCCUCGGGGAGCAGAUGGCGCGCACCCGCAAGGGGGACCGCUACUUCUACGACCUGGCCGGCAAGCCCGGCUCCUUCUCUGCAGCUCAACUGCGAGAGAUCAAGAAAGUCACGCUGGCUCGUAUUUUCUGCGAUAAUGCGAACGUCGAAACAAUGCAGCCCAAUGUUUUUCAGAGGUUCUCUCUCAGCAACGGACUGACGUCUUGCCAGAACACAGCUGCGAUCCCUAGAGUCAGCCUGAACUCUUGGCGGGAAGUAAUUGUGGACAAUCUGUAACGGUCUUGGAGCAAGAUGCUGCAUUACGAAGCAGGGCAGACAACAUUGCCACUUAACAUCUCAUAUCAUCUAGGCUAAGUUGUGUACUUUCAGGUAGCACUUGAACGUGUGAACGAGAGUUGUGUAAAUGGGCGCUUCGUUAAAGAAGAAUACAUUUUCGUUCGUUGCAUGUUCUUGAGUCGACCUACCAGAACAAAGGAAUCAUCGUAUUGUGUUAAUAAGUUUUGGUUAUGAGAAUCAUAGGUGUGAUUUGUAGUUUCCAAUACAUCUGCUUGUUAAUGUAGCUCUGGCAAUAAAGGCAUUUUGCUUCCUUGGUUGAUUUGUCGAGAAUGACUUUCCCUGGGAUUAAACUCAGGAUUAUAAAAGUUGUUAGUUUCUUGUGGGAGUAGCUAUUAUAGCAGGAUAAAAUGUCUCUUAUCACAUUCAUGCCGGAACGUCCACAUGCAUGAUGUUGGUAACAUUGCAGAUUAAUAUUAUUUUUUGCUAGUGUGGAUCCUUGGUUCUGGUGAGUGGAUUUAUUGCACAAUAAUCAUCACAUUUUGCCAUUAGAAUCAUUUUUAGUGUUGUAUUUGUUACUGCAGUUUUACUGCAUUAAAAAGACUGUAUUUGUUAGGUAUAGGAAAUAGUUUUGUUAGUGAUAUGUGUGCGUGAUCUGAUGAGACUGUGAUUAUUAUAAUGGGUGUACAUUCACUACUAUGUUCAAUAUUUUCUUUGCUUGUGAUGUAACUUUGACCAUAACCAUAGUUUUUACCUCUUGAGGUAAUCGAGACAGUGUUGUGUGAUGUUUGAACAUGCUAUAGACUAAUGUAAGUCAUACAUUUAUGUUCUUGAAAAAUUGUAAUAAAUCUUUUGUAUAAAAGGC
This is a messenger RNA of Bacillus rossius redtenbacheri, 3703 nucleotides long. Its product is annotated as peroxidase-like. Bases 442 to 2841 code for a protein of 799 amino acids. Lineage: Eukaryota; Metazoa; Arthropoda; Insecta; Phasmatodea; Bacillidae. Gene Ontology annotation, biological process: response to oxidative stress. The record is from RefSeq and is a predicted model, not a curated record. The transcript has 14 exons. Gene Ontology annotation, molecular function: heme binding; peroxidase activity.